Phragmites australis (common reed) is the source of this 1996-nucleotide messenger RNA. Its product is annotated as transcription factor bHLH130-like. NCBI's taxonomy places the organism in Eukaryota, Viridiplantae, Streptophyta, Magnoliopsida, Poales, Poaceae. The coding region runs from base 387 to 1565 and encodes 392 amino acids. Gene Ontology annotation, molecular function: RNA polymerase II cis-regulatory region sequence-specific DNA binding; DNA-binding transcription factor activity, RNA polymerase II-specific; protein dimerization activity. The transcript is spliced from 5 exons. Gene Ontology annotation, cellular component: nucleus. Gene Ontology annotation, biological process: regulation of transcription by RNA polymerase II. The record is from RefSeq and is a predicted model, not a curated record.
AGUGGCUUCCGCCGUUAUAAAUAGUUCCGAGCUCUCACUCCCGCAUGCUAAACUUGCUACACCCACACGCCUCCCCAGUCAACACCUUGCCUCCCUCGCUUCCCUUAUCUGUACAGUCCCCGACACACCACUGGCUGAUCCCGGUCCCUGACUCCCCCCCCCCCCUUCUUCAUCCUCCCGCUCGAUCAGUUUCACAUUCCACCGCGGCCAAUCCGAUUCCGUUCUGCUCCUCCGUGCUACGGGAGUUGUACUCCACUACUUGCUUGGAUUUUUUGCGUAGAGAGAGAGAGAGAGAGAGAGAGAGAGAGAGAGAGAGAGAGAGAGAGAGAGAGAGGUGGAAUUAACUGGGGAGAGAGGUGGAAUUAACUGGGGAGGUGAGGUGGGUGAUGUACGGCGCGACGGUGCCCAAGGACCUCAACCUGCCAGCCGUCCAGCCGCAGCCAGCCUCCGGCGUGCGGACGCCGGCGCCGCAGAUGAGCACCCCGGGCCUGCUGCGGUACAGGUCGGCGCCGAGCACGCUGCUCGGCGAGGUGAUGUGUGGGGAUCAGGACUUCCCUUCGGCGGAAGCCGUCGCCGCGGGGCACCGCCCGGACACGGCCGCGGACGCGGCCCUCGCCCGCUUCCUGGCUAGCCACCACUCCGAGAUCCGGGAUUGCAAGCCUCCCCGCCCCGCCGCGGCAGCUCACUUCCUCGAGGACGCCGCGUCCAUGGCCUCACAGCAGCAGCUCGUGUACCAGUCGCAGCAGCAGCAGCAGCAUAUGGCCGCCAUGGAGGGGCUCUACCACACCGUCAGCUCCGGCGGCAUGGAGCCCGCCGUUGCCGCCGGCAACAGCCUCCUCCGUCAGAGCAGCUCCCCCGCCGGCUUCCUCAACCAUUUGAACAUGGACAGCGGAUACGGGAAUAUGCUCCGGGCAGGCAUGGGCGACGGAUUCAGGAACGGCGACGCGCGGCUCAAGGGGCAGCUAAGCUUCUCGUCCCGGCAGGGCUCGGUGAUGUCGCAGAUCUCGGAGAUGGGCAGCGAGGAGCUCGACGGCGGCAGCAGCCCCGAGGCCGGCAGCAACGGUGCGCGCGGCUACAGCGGCGUCCCCAGGUACCCGAUGGGCGGCUCGUCCGGCUGGGACGAGCCGUCGCCGACGUCCGGCGUGAAGCGCCCCCGCCACCCGGCCGGCUCCGACCGCACCGCCCACGCACCCCAGAACGGGCAGCAGCUGGCGCCUCAGCUCAGCCUGCCCAGCGGCAACGGCAACCCCUCGGCGGAGAUGGUGGCGAUCGAGAAGUUCCUGCAGUUCCAGGACGCCGUCCCCUGCAAGAUCCGCGCCAAGCGCGGCUGCGCCACCCACCCCCGCAGCAUCGCCGAGCGGAUGAGGAGGACGCGCAUCAGCGAGCGGAUACGGAAGCUGCAGGAGCUCGUGCCCAACAUGGAAAAGCAAACCAACACGGCUGACAUGUUGGACCUGGCCGUCGACUACAUCAAGGAUCUUCAGAAGCAGGUCAAGGUGUUUAACGACAGCCGCGCUACUUGCACCUGCUCCGCCGGCAAGCUGCAGAACCAGUUCACCAGUUAAGUCGCCGGCGUCACGGUGCAGUGCACCAGUGCACCAUGCCCGCAAGGCCCGGAGAAGCAUCUGCACCGGCACCUCUUCUUUUUUUUCUUUUGGUCCUUGUAAGCAGCUGAAGUGCCUGUGUACUUACCAGCCAGCAUGAUUUGAGGAGGCAGAGUGAUGGAGAUGAGAUCUGGUUUGUACAUGCAGGCCACUGACGAGAAGGCCCCCGCCUAAUACGUAGGCCCUACAUGUCAGUGAUAGUUGCGAGGUUGAUCAGUUGGUUCUUACAAAGCAUCGGAGGUGAAAAUCAGAAAUGUACAGGCCUUGUCUUGUCUCCGUUACACGUGCGUGCAUGCAUGCAGCAGGAUGCAACUGUCUGUCUGUCUGCAAUCUGCAUUGCAUAUUUGCAUUUCCCUCUAUGGUAAGAAAAAGGCUGCAGCGUUAUUUAACAC